UCUCUCGGCUGUGGCUUGUCAGAAUUCUAACGAAACGAUGUAGAACACAUCGCGUUGCGCGUAAUAGUUCCGGAAUUUGAAUUCUUCAUUCGUUCCUGUUGCGCUAUUCAUGAGUUCGUGUCUUAGCCAGGGUUUUUUUUUUUUUUUUUUUUUUUUUUUUCCAAGCUUCGUUGGUGUUGGCUUUAGAGGAGCAUCAGAACAGGGCCUUUUGGAUGUGCAUUUCCAGGGUCUAAGUUUAGCGUCUCAUGGUGUUGUAUUUACGGAGUUUCGGGAGUUGUCUGUUUCUUGUCUGUGGUGGCCGGGGCUAGUCCUCGCUAAUCUGUCUUGUGUUUAGCCUCCUGCUGCCCUGGCUCAUCAUCGAGCGCUCCAUACCCCCCCCCCUUUUUUUUUUCUUCUUCUUCUUCUUUUCCUUCGGCACCGGGUUCUCGUCUCAGCAGCGACAGUUAUUUCUUGAACUGCGUCGCGUUUCUUACUUCCGUUUAGGUUCUCUGGCGACUCAUCUGCACGCCGUGUGUAUUCCCUGAAGGCUCCCUGCCGCUGCCAGUCUUACUCACUUGGUUAAUUAAGUUGGAUGUUCUUCACUCGUUUCGGUUGCCACUUCGUUUUGUCCUUGGCAUGCUGGAGGUCAGUCGUUUCAGCCGCGCAUGGUGAAGUUUGUGCGGGAAACUGUAGUUGUUUUUGAAUGGAAUAGGGGGUUGAUGACCGGAGUGGAGCCAAGCUUACCAGUGCGAGAGGUGUCGGGGAUUUGAGAAUGAGGUGUAGAGCGGAGUGCGGAAGCUCGUGAAUGAGCAGGACGUGGAAGUUCAGUCCGUCCGCGUUAUCGGCUGCGCAUCAUUGCGAGUGCGGUUCUCCUCCCGCUUUCAAGAAAUAAGAGUGAAAAUUAUAAAAUAUUUGUUCAUAUAUUUUUAUUUUCCCACAGGCGUUUGUGAGUUUAGAGUUUGAAGUUUUGGUUCUUAAUUUCUGUAUUGUGAUCUUAGCUUUCAGAGCUCUGUUGUAGCUCUCGGCUAAAGUUCUCUGAGGCAGUUGAGCCUCCUGGUGCGUAUGGUUUCUUUCAUGCGUACAGGUCAGUUGUCCUUGAUCCUCGAGAAAUACUUAAAUGGCGACAUACUCUCUUCUCAAACGCCUUGUUUUAUAUUUUCUCCACUAGCUCCUUGGGUCUCAAUUGCCCCAUUAUUUCGGCUUCUCAUGUAUGCAAAACAUUGCAAGGUUUUGUAUUUUGUAGUUUUGUCCUCCCUCAACCUAGCUAUGAAUGGGGAUCUAUACUAGGAAGAGUUUUGAAGUAUUUUGAAACUCUUGAAAGGGACCGUGUUGAGUGAAUUAUGAAAGGUUACUCUCAUUGCUGCAAGCAUAGUAUAAAUUUGUUGUUACCAUGAAAUAGAGAAUGGUAGGGUUUCGGAGGGAUUAACAAGUGGGGGUUUAGAUGAUGAGGUGGGGGUUGUAGUGGUGCUUGGAGGUGGUGUGAGGGUGCACUCUGAAGGGACUUUCUGUGUCUACAGCAAUAAUCUUAUUACUGAUGACGAUGGUGAAGAAAACUGAUCGCGGUAUGGCGAUGGUAUGUGGGUUUGAUAGGUCAGUGUGUGUUUCCUAGCAGACUUCAUUUAGUUUGACUCUAGCAGUAAUGCAGCUGGCGAGCUGCCACCAUAACAACUUACAUGAAGGUAUAUCCAGUGAGACUGAUAGUGAUUCAAUCCUUUUCCAGGCUCCCAGAAACUCAAUUAUACGUAGGCCACCUAGCUUUUGGCGUAGAUGCGUCUCCUGCUGGUGCUGAUAGUGAUGUUUAUGAUAUCUUUUUAGUGGUCCCGUGGGGAGUCUCUUCUGGACUCUAAAUCAGAGUUUUCGCCAAGAAAUGGAAAACGCUAGGUGGGACAAGAACAAAGAACAGCCCCAGGGUUUCACUAAAGAGCAAAUGCUAGGGAUUCGAGAAGUCUUUGAUCUCUUCUGCACAGAUUCCUCUGGUUUACAAUUCGAAACCAUUUCAGUUGAUUUUUGUCUGAACAGAAUCAGGGUGGUAGUAGCUGAGUUCUGCAACUGUCACGUUGACCAACAACUUCACGUGCUUUUGUUUUGCAGGACCUGUUGUUGCAAAGAACUUGGUAGUGGCCUUGAGGUGAACCUGGAUCUGAGUGUUUGACGCUACGUUUUAGCUGAUUACACUAUUGUUUUUGUGGCAGAACUCUUGGAUUUGAACCAAAAGAAGAGGACAUCGAGAAGAUGAUUACUGAUGUUGACACUGAAAAAAGUGGUGCUAUCGAUUUUGAGGAGUUUUUACAAGUAGUAGCAUCUCAAAUGGGGGAGCGUGACUCUAGGGGUGAUUCCCCGACUUCAGCCCAUGGCAUAGGAUGGCUUAGCCCGCGAAUAUCUUUCUCAACUGACAUCGUGGAUAAGCCUGCAGUACGCGAAAUCGAGAGGAUUGGAACACCUGUGAAGGAAGACCAAAGGAAUGGUGAUGACCGUGCUCUUGAGUUUGAAUUCUGUAUGGGGUCAUCGUCCCAGGACCCUGUAUCCCGGAGCUGCAUGUUACCAGCGGAUGAGCUUUUUCACCAGGGUAGGCUUCUGCCUCAAAGUCAACAUCCUUUCCUUCCUCCAGAAGAUAAAGUUUCUGGAAGUUUUUCUGGACCGCUGGACUCGCUUAAAACACCCUUUGUUAAUGUUGCCCUGCCAUCUCAAAGGCAGCACAACUCGAGUAUCAGUAGGUCAGGUCCGUUGGCUCGGGAGGAAACAAUCUUUUCGGGAACUCUACACGGACUGCAGAAAAAUCAUUUGAGAUUUUCUGGACCCCUAGACAUGCGACCUGCUACUCCUUCACAACUUCCUGGACGCUUGGAUGUUGGGAAUGCAACAUCUUCAUCUGCUGUUUCUGUGGAAAGUACCGGGAAGCCGAAAUCCCAUACCUGGGAGAAGGUGAUUGGCCUCCUCCGAAGAGCACGCUCUGAUAGUCAUAGAGACCGGCUGUGUCCAGAUAAAGAACAGACGCUGCCUUCUAGCAAGCAGCCUACUUCAACACAAAAAAUUUCAGGCUCAGCUGCUAGCUCUCUCCGCUUGAUUUUUCGAAGGAAUUCGUCUUUAGACAAAAGUGCGAAAGCGAGCCCCUCAGAUCCUAAUUCAUCGCACAUGAAGUGUAGUGUCACGAAUCCUCCACCUCCAGAGCCUCACAAUACGUGGUUACCACCGCAGUAUGAAGCGUUUCAUCCUCCGCGUGCUCAGGCCAUUAGCAGUAAACCCGCUGGUUUAGCUGCUCUGCAUGUAGCGUCCCCAGUUUAUCCAACGUCGUCAGCUUCCGAGACGGACAGAGUGGAUAUGUGGAGUUAUUCUGCAACAGAGGUGGAUUUAAGACCAGUAUCUUUGAGGAAUUCAUGGAAAAUGCAUGAAACGGCGAGUUCGCUAGAAAUUACACUUGAUAAGUUUGAUAAGCUGAAUGUAACGGAUCUUAAAAAGAAGUCGGACAAGAGCUCUUGUACCACAGCGGCAGCAGCAAAUUCUACUCGAAUAGUUUUAAAGAAUCUGGAACGGUGCAGUAAUCCGGUAUCUAAGGGUGGUAAAGGACAAGACCAGCUCAGAGCUUUAAGAACAAGGGAGAUUCGCCGCAGUCCUGAGAGGUUGGCGUCGUAUACGUCGAGCGUGAGGGUUACUCCAGUACUGAAUGUUCCCGUGUGCAUAGCUCCUACCAUGCGCAGUUCAAAGGCUGCCAAAGGUCGGCUUGCCAAUCUACGGUCCUUACUAACUUUCAAGAAAGAAAAGGAUGAGAAGACUUUCCCAGACCCAGCGAUGGCUGCUUAGAUGUGGAUCACGUCAGGAGUCGAAUUGUGAAUUUGAGGAUACUAGGGCCUGCUGGAAAAGCUACCCACGUGAGUUCAUGGAAAUCAAGCUCCCGUAAUGGUCAAGGAACGCUUUUUGUAUAUAGUGGCCGCAGGUAUAGGGUGAGUUUAAGGAAUCAGGAAAGCAGCAUGUUCGAAUCUGCUCAUGUCUACACAAGUAGCGCUUCCUUGGUUGGUUCCGCAUACUUCUGUAGUGCAAGGUACCAGGUGAGAUAAUUCCUCACCCGCACUAAAAGCCAAUGGUUCUUAAUACCUUGGACAAUGGCGCUCCAUCAUCAGCAGUGGGGUUAGUCAGCUGUGACUUGAGGGUAUUGCUGAAGCUAGCGUCGCACAUCGACUGGUUCAAUGUUCCUUUUAGAUAAUUGUGAUUUUGGAGAUGCAGCGUCAACAUGAAGGCUCCGGGCUGUGAGGCAGAGAAGUGCUCUUCUUUUCGUUGUGCUAGGCCCUCUUUUGUGAGCGUUUCCGCUUCUUCGCACGAAUGCAGGACUAUCUUUCAUCCAUCUCUACAAGGCUUUUCCUGGGCCGACUUCGAAGAUGUUGCAGAUGAUUUUGACAUGCGGGAGUUGGGGCCUUUUUCCAUUUUGCCCUUCAUACAUGGAUCAAACUUAGGAACUCAAAAUGGGUUUACAACUAGAGAAUAUUUAUUAGAACAGUACACGUUUUGUUGUGCACAAAGCAGGCAAUCCAAUGCCACUGUACAUCAGUUUUAGUUGCUCGUCAUCAUGCCAUGACUUACAGAAUCGAAGCAAAGUUUAAUCCCGACUUAUUCUUUCUUUUCGAAAAAUUUUGAAUUUUUAGUUUAAAUUUUCAUGUUUCUAUAAAAUUUACACUUAAAUUUUGACA
Messenger RNA from Physcomitrium patens, 4658 nucleotides. The record is from RefSeq and is a predicted model, not a curated record. NCBI's taxonomy places the organism in Eukaryota, Viridiplantae, Streptophyta, Bryopsida, Funariales, Funariaceae.